UAAAUGGUCUAUAUAUAGGAAUUAAUGUUGUCUUUUCCAAUGUGAGUAGUGAUAAGAAGAGGGAAAAAGAAAAAAAAAUUGUUAAGAGAAAAAAAAAGAAGAAAUGGAGGGUGAGAGUUUUACUCAUAUGAUUCAUGAACACCCACUGAGUCUGAUCCCCGACUCGGCCGGGAAAAGGGGUUACCGUCCAUGGUGUUAUGGCUGUUUGAGAUACUUUAUACCCGGAGAUGCAAAGUAUGGAUGCAGCCUCCACUGGUGUGGAUUUGAUGGGUUGUUACACAAAGAAUGCAUGGAAAUGCCGAGAGAGAUUAUGCAUCCUAUCCAUCCUUCACACUCACUCGCAUUGUAUGUAUCUUACGGAUAUAACGAAUGUGAAAUUUGUAAAAAGGGUUGUUCUGAGUUAAGCUACAGAUGUAGCCAACGGGGUUGCAAUGGAUUGGCGAUCCAUCUUGGAUGCUCGGUGGGCCUUAACGAAAAGGAUUCAGCGCAGCCGGUAAUGAAGCACCCAAGCCAUCCUCAACAUGAGCUACGAUUUUCCAAGAAAACGAGGUGGUGCCCAUUCCCAUGUGAUGCCUGCGGUGCCACUGAGAAAGGGGACUCCUACACCUGCACAAUUUGCGACUACUCCAUACACGAGAGCUGCGCACUCCUCCCUGCGUCUAAGGAGUUCCCUCGUCAUCACCCUGCCCACUCUCUGUCCCUCGCCUUUGAUGUUCCAACUGUGUACAUCCAAUAUCAAUUUGAGUGUGCUAUAUGCAACAAAACCUUGCCAUUAAGACGUUGGGUCUAUCAUUGCAACCUCUGCAGUUAUGUCGUCCAUCUCAACUGCGCCAACUCCAUAUUUGAUAAUGAAUAUGCAAGUGCAAUUGAUGAUGAGAAAGAGGUAACAACCAUUUUUCCAAUAAAAGUAGAGGACAUGUAUGAGGAGAUGAUCGUACCUUUCGUUAAGCGAGAAAGUGGACAAAUUCUUGUCCCUGGUGUUCAUGACAAUCACAACAUUGGCAAGUAUAACUUCUCCAAUCACCCUCAUCGACUAACUUUUAUUACAUUUUCUUCUUCAUCAUCGUCAUCAACAUCUCAUCAUCACUACAAAAAAGAUGAUGAAGAAGAAGAUGAUGAUGAUGGAGAAGAUUAUAGUAUUCCAAGAUCGGAAUUAAUAUGUGAUGGGUGCACAUUGGCUAUACAUGAAAAGAAGCAAACAGGUGAGGAUGGGUAUGAGAGUGGUUACAUGAGUUGUGAUGAAUGCAAAUACUUUCUCCACUUGUCCUGCUUCAACUUACCACCUGAGAUCCCCUCUCUUACAAUUCAUCCUCACAAACUAAUGAUUCGGAAUGUUGGCAAGCUCACAGAUUGGAUAUUAUGUAGAUUUUGUCGUGCUUUUACAAAUGGGCUCUAUUACGCUUGUACAAGCGCUAGGUGCUCCUUCACAAUAGAUAUCAAGUGUGCUUCUAUGCCCAACACCAUAAAAUAUAUAGCUCACCCACAGCAUAAUCAUCUCAAGCUAGAGCGAGUCACAGAUGCAGUAUGGCCUGAUUUAUGCGCUGGCUGUUUUAAGAUAAUAAUUCCAGAAUUUGGUUGUGUGGGAAAAUACGGAUGCAGUAGCUGUAGGUUCAGUGUGUGUAACAAGUGUGUGAUGUUACCAGCAAGAAAUAAGCAUAGAUCGGAGAAGCACUUGUUGUUGUUGACAUAUGAUGCCUAUGUUAACCGUCCUGGGGAGUUCUACUGCAGCAUUUGCGAAGAACGAAUGAAUCCUAGGAUUUGGAUGUAUCAUUGUCGAGACUGCGAUCAAUCCUUUCAUCCUGAAUGCUUUCAUGUUAAGUCAGGUAAGUACAGAAACAUCAACUUUGGAACACAGCAGUAUGUGAUCUCCAGUUUUCAUGACCCUCACCACCGUCUUAGAUUUCAAAUCAUAACUAAGAAGAAGAGAUGUGAUCUAUGCCAUCAUGAUAGAUAUGGUGGGGCUGGAUUUCAAUGUGAGUCAUGCUUCUUUGUCGCAUGUACCCCAUGUGGUGUGAAACACAUUGAGGAUGCACAUGCAUCUGAUUCAAAUUGAAUCAAACUUCUCUUCUUUUUUUUAUUGUGUGUGCGCCAUUUAGAUUGUUGUAGUUAUGUUAUGGGCUAAAUGAUUGUUGUUAUGUAUCUUAUUCUUAUGUACUCCUGCUUAUUAUUGUAUACAAAAGUUUUAUAA
Molecule: messenger RNA, 2188 nt
Organism: Salvia splendens (bonfire salvia)
Lineage: Eukaryota; Viridiplantae; Streptophyta; Magnoliopsida; Lamiales; Lamiaceae
Exons: 2
Coding region: 104-2053 (649 amino acids)
Source: RefSeq, a predicted model, not a curated record